Argentina anserina (silverweed cinquefoil) is the source of this 1016-nucleotide messenger RNA. RefSeq lists its product as uncharacterized. The transcript has a single exon. NCBI's taxonomy places the organism in Eukaryota, Viridiplantae, Streptophyta, Magnoliopsida, Rosales, Rosaceae. Bases 16 to 705 code for a protein of 229 amino acids. The record is from RefSeq and is a predicted model, not a curated record.
UCAAUCCCACACACCAUGGGAGAAAAAGAAGAGAACAAGAACAAGAACAAGAAGCAAAAACUCAAACACCAAAAUCCCAAAGAUGAUCAAACCACCACUAAACCAGCAUCAGAUUUCUCCUUCAAGUCAAGCUCCGACGUAAAGGGUCUCCGAUUUGGCGGCCAAUUCAUAGUAAAGUCCUUCACUAUCCGCCGUGCAAGGCCGUUUGAGCUUCUACAACUCCUCUCAGUCACACCAAACAUCAAAGAAAACAACAACAAGAAGCUGCCUUUUCCUUCCACCACAGCUUUCCUGCCCACGAACUUCACCAUUCUAGCACACCAUGCUUGGCACACCCUCACACUAGGCCUAGGCACCAAGAAGUCCAAAGUAGUACUCUUUGUUUUUGAAAAUGAGGCCAUGAAAGCCGCCGUGGACCGUGUUUGGCCGCCGGAAAUUCCACUCGGGGAAGUGAACAAGAAGCUUAUCAGAGGGUUCAGUGGCUGUGAGAUGGCCAGGUUUAAGUUCAGGAAAGGGUGCAUUACUUUUUAUGUAUAUGCAGUUAGGCAAAUUGGGAAGUUGGGUUUUUCAAAUGCUGAUGAUCUUAGGACAAUUCUACAGUCUGUAGUGGCUCUUCAAGAUUUCUUGGAUCACACUGCUAUGCUUGCCAUGCCUAACCAGAGAAGCAUCAACUUUCAACAACCUCCUACAGCCAUGGCUCACUAGAAAGAAAGUUUUAAUCUUUGAUCACCUCGUUCAAUAUCAACAUCAUCAUCAUCUUCUGCUAGGCCUUUUAUUUGUUAAUUGGGUUGUUGACUUUUUUUUUUUUAAAUAUAUCUUGUCAUUAUAAUGGGGGAAUUGGUUUAUUUGUUGAAGAAUAUCUUGGUUUAAAUUGCAUAUCUCGGAAUCUAAAAAUGUGUACUUUUACUUAGUAUGAAUAAUUUUUUCGCAAUUCUAUCAGCGAGGAAUUGAGCUUCCCUAUAUGGCUAUGUUCAGCUCUCUGCUCAUUUCUGCAGAAAUGACACAUGCUGCUUCUG